AAGUGCAAAUCAUAUGAGUUCUAAACAUUCAUACAUGAAUUUAGUUCCAUCUGGGAUAGAAUUUAUGAGUUUGCCGUUUGUGUCUGUCAUAAUACUUGAGUUAGCUAUGAUUUUACGUCAUGACGUCAUCGAACGUUCUGUCUGCUGGACGCAUGGAGUUGGAAAAUUCAAGAUGGCUGCUGAAGCGGAGAAGAUUGUGGCGCAAAAUUUUGUUUAACGCAGCUAAGUUCGCCGUUUCUGAGAACCUGUGGUGCUAGCAAGUUGAAGUCCACGUGGUGCCGCGGACCGCGCAGAUCAGCGAUCUGCUCCCCUGAUAGUGAAAAGUGUGGCAGCACUGCCCCUCAUUUGUUACCGUCUUUGGAUAAAGAGGAAGUUUGAAGUUUGAUUUUGUGCAACACAUUGGAUCAGACGUUCACUGUCCAACAUCCGCUUUUCAGUUAUAUGGCUGAGACUUAUCAACAAAGGAUGACUACCACCCAGAAGUACUUGCUCCGUGUUUAUGUGUCAACGGAUGUAGCCAUGAAGCUAACACUUACACAGCGCCCACAAUCUGUAGAAGAACUGAAGACCAUAAUGAGAAACAAGUUCAGACCAAGACUUGAUGGUGACUUUUCACUUCAUUAUGAGGACCCAGACUUUGAUGGGAUGCUAAGUUGUCUUGUAGACAUUGAUGAACUUCCAGAAAAGGGAACAUUGAAAGUGGUCCGCUCUGAGAGUGAUGACUCUUCAGUGGCCAGCUCAGACACUGAUAUCCUACCUCAUGUGCCAUUGCACCAGCGUCAAAAGCACUGGCCUAGCACUUUUAUUGUGCCUGUAUUUCCUAUGGAUGUUGAGUAUGUGCUUGAAGAAGGAAACAAAGUGUUUAGAGAUUCUGGAAAAACACUGAAAUUAACUAGGAACCAAAAGUCAAAUAUUUUAGACAAAAUGGCUGAAACGAUUUUUAGUUACAAAGCUUAUCCAAAUGACAGAGAGGUGGGCAAAGCAGCUGAGGCUUUAGUUACUGCGCACCCAUGCCUUACAGAGCCUGGAAGUGAAACUGCUUGGUAUGGCUGGAAAAUCCGUUUAAAACACAAGAUGGGUAAUUAUCGAACAAUCAUGUCUCAUUCUGGCUGUGCAGAAGUGUCAAUUAACACAGGCAAAAGAAGCAAAAACAGUCCAGCAAGUGAACACCCCCAUUCCAAUAUCAAGAAACCAAGGAAGUCUGAAGUCAACUUUCUUCCAAACUUUCCCAGAGGCGAGAACCAAAUAUCCCUGGAGCAGACAAGAUUAGAAGUGAUCGAAGAAAUGGAAAAGACAGAACGAAAUCAGCUUCUCAUUGGAAGAGGCAUGCAGACAACAUUUGCACUUAGACGGCAGGAGAUUGUCACUGGAGAUAAAACAAUAAAGGAUCUACUGGCUCGAUGGCCCUUAACAUGGAGUCACAGGUGUUUGCGGAGUUCCAUGGCAUCACCAAUGUGAAUCUCCGCAAUACAUUCUACGCAGAGCUUGAUCGUCAUACAAAAUCACUGGUUGCACUGUACAGGCAGAAGGCUUCUCACACAGGAAAGAUUCCAGAGGCCCUGCAGAGAAUCCUCAGAGAAUAUGAUAUGCAGGAGGAACAGGAUAUAAAUUUGAGGCGCACACUGUCACUUCGUGCGCUUUCAGUCUACUUGAGAGAGGAUGACACAGACUUUUAUAAAAGCUGUAAU
Molecule: messenger RNA, 1688 nt
Organism: Boleophthalmus pectinirostris (great blue-spotted mudskipper)
Lineage: Eukaryota; Metazoa; Chordata; Actinopteri; Gobiiformes; Gobiidae
Exons: 7
Coding region: 442-1458 (338 amino acids)
Source: RefSeq, a predicted model, not a curated record